CGGCCGUGGGUUCGUUCUGAGAUUAUACGGUCAUAACUUGAUAUCUGGAUAAUACCAGCGAAAGGAUCAUGCCUUCCCCCUUUUCUUUUGGCAAAGCAAACUGACCACAUUUGAAGUCAACUUGACUUGAUCCCAAGCCCACAAUGUCUCCUCCCGCUGCUAUCUUCGAGUCUGCCUCUGCUGCCCCCACCGGCAUCAAGGGUAAGGUGACUGUCCCCGAGACUGUCUCCACCACCUUGACCGGUCAGGGCGAGAGCAAGCUCCUUGAACAGUUCGGUGGCAAGUGGGAUGAGUUCAAGUUCGCCCCUAUCCGCGAGAGCCAGGUCUCCCGUGCCAUGACUCGCCGCUACUUCCAGGACCUUGACAACUACGCCGAGAGCGAUAUUGUCAUCGUCGGUGCUGGUUCCUGCGGUCUGAGCACUGCGUAUGUGCUGGCCAAGGCUCGCCCUGACCUGAAGAUUGCCAUUCUGGAGGCUUCCGUGUCUCCUGGUGGUGGUGCCUGGCUCGGAGGCCAGCUCUUCUCCGCCAUGGUUCUGCGCCGCCCCGCAGACGCCUUCCUGAACGAGCUCGGCGUCCCCUACGAGGAAGAGCCCAACAACCCCAACUUCAUUGUUGUCAAGCACGCCGCCCUCUUCACCUCGACCCUGCUGUCUCGCGUCCUGGCCUUCCCCAACGUCAAGCUCUUCAACGCCACCUGCGUUGAGGACCUGAUCACCCGCCGCGAAGGUGACAGCGUCCGCCUUGCCGGAGUCGUCGUUAACUGGACCCUGGUGACCCUGCACCACGACGACCACUCCUGCAUGGACCCCAACACCAUCAACGCCCCGGUCAUCGUCUCGACCACCGGCCACGACGGUCCCUUCGGUGCGUUCUGCGCUAAGCGUCUCGUCUCCAUGAACACCAUCGAGAAGCUCGGUGGUAUGCGUGGCCUUGACAUGAACGCUGCUGAGGAUGCUAUCGUUAAGAACACCCGUGAGGUCACCAAGGGUCUUAUUAUCGGUGGUAUGGAGCUUUCUGAGAUUGAUGGCUUUAACCGUAUGGGCCCUACUUUCGGUGCUAUGGUUAUGUCCGGUGUUAAGGCUGCCGAGGAGGCUCUGGCGGUCUUUGAUGAGCGCAAGCGCGAGUGUGCCGAGUAA
Penicillium cinerascens is the source of this 1136-nucleotide messenger RNA. RefSeq names its product thiamine thiazole synthase (gene thiA). Gene Ontology annotation, biological process: thiamine biosynthetic process. NCBI's taxonomy places the organism in Eukaryota, Fungi, Ascomycota, Eurotiomycetes, Eurotiales, Aspergillaceae. The transcript is spliced from 2 exons. The record is from RefSeq and is a predicted model, not a curated record. Bases 144 to 1136 code for a protein of 330 amino acids.